Molecule: messenger RNA, 6450 nt
Organism: Pectinophora gossypiella (pink bollworm)
Lineage: Eukaryota; Metazoa; Arthropoda; Insecta; Lepidoptera; Gelechiidae
Product: NF-kappa-B inhibitor-interacting Ras-like protein
Exons: 4
Coding region: 307-1101 (264 amino acids)
Biological process (GO): canonical NF-kappaB signal transduction
Molecular function (GO): GTP binding; GTPase activity
Source: RefSeq, a predicted model, not a curated record
UACUCUUUGGUUGCUACUUGUUUGGUGUUGUUCGUUGUGUUCGGUCGCGUCCUGUAAUGUUAUGUUGUCUAAAAUCUAAAAAAGAAAAUUUAAAUCGCUACUACUUGACUACUUGUUGGUACUUUAUUAGUGUGAAUUCUGAAUAUUGACAGAAAGAUGUACCUUUUUUAUUAAGUUCGCAGUUAGAACGCAUUUGUUUAGCAACCAUGUGAAAAGAUCCAGCAGUCGCAGUUGAUCAGGAAGACAGCUUUCUACGGAUUCUCACUUUCCGAAUUUCUACCACGAUUCUUCUUAAAUGAAGUACCUAUGUUUAAAAUGGGUAAAACAAGCAAAGUGGUUAUAUGUGGAAUGAAAGGCGUGGGAAAGACGGCCGUUUUGGAGCAAUUGAUAUAUGGGAAUGUGAAUCAGAAGUCAUGUUUUUACCCUACUAUUGAAGACAUCUACGUGGCAAACAUCGAGACCGACAGAGGAACGAAGGAGCGCGUUUGUUUUUACGACACGGCGGGCUUGGAGCCCCCGCUAUCAGGCGAGUUGAAAGGUUACAAAGAAAGGCUUCUUUAUUCAACUUACAUAAAUAGCCUAUAUACGUCCCACUGCUGGGCACAGGCCUCCCCUCAAUCAACCGGAGGGGGUGUGGAGCAUACUCCACCACGCUGCUCCGCUGCAGCAGGACCACCACAGUCUCCAACAAUGCAACUGACUGCAAAUCAGGUGCUCCAGAGACACUACAUAGGAUUUGCUGAAGGUUUUGUGAUGGUAUAUGAUACUACACGGCCGGAGUCUCUCGAUGUUCUCAUGUAUUUGAAGAAGGACAUAGACAGAAAUAAGGAUAAGAAAGAGGUGGUGAUGAUGGUGUUAGGCAACCGCACCGGUCCGGAUGAUCUCAAUAGCCUGGAAAACACGUGCUCGAAGGCAGCUAAUUGGUGCGCGCGAGAGAAGGUGCGCCAUUUUGAAGUAACCGCCAUGGACCGCGCCUCGCUCUAUGAGCCAUUCAUCUUCAUGACUUCGAAACUCAACCCAGUGCAGAAUAAGACUGCCUUCCCUCAGCUAAGUACCCUCAGCAAGCUUACUCAGAAGAACAAUAGGAGUGACGCCAUGUAACGGUGCGUUUUCAAUCUAUGCCCUUUCUGCUACCAGCCGUGAUUGGCCGAUUUCAAUAGUGCGAACGGAAGCGAUGCUGCGUUUAGUAUUUUGAAUUCAAACCACCUAUUAUAGGUUUUUAAUAUUCCAAAUUUAAAAUAGUUGAACAAAAUGUCGGAGGUUAUUUUGUUUCUUUUUGAUGAGAAGUGUAUGUAUGUAUUACAAUAAUGGGCUUAUCUCUCUAAAAGACAUCUAUCCCAGCAAACCUAACGUAGCUAUCAGCGACAGUAUCCAUAGUGUUGCAAGUCCAUUCCAUUAUGAAAUCUGAUAAAAUCGGAAGUAACGCAAUCUAAGUCAUAUUUUUGUAGUAACAAUCAUCGGUUUCCGUUGGCACGACUAUGAAACGGCCAGUUUUAAUAAUUUUUAUUAUUUAUUAUGGGCCCAACACAUCCAUGGGUGUAGGUAUAAAAUGUAUGGCGAAGUCGUGGCCCCGCCCACCGAUGAACUAUUCACUGUCCGAUCCCGACAUAUCGGACCUGGGGUCUGUUUAAUAAAACUUACAAUUGUAAAUUACAAUGACAAUUUGAUGUACAUUGCGGAGUGUGUGAUCACGAAUAUUUUAAGUUUUAUUAAACAGGCCCCCUGAUGGUGAAUGUAAUAAGCCCUUUAACACGUUCACUGUGUAUGAACCGCAUAUGAGGCAAUACAUUUGAAACUCGAUAUGUGCAUAUUCCAUAUGUGGGACACAUUUUUUUCUUGCCAUAGUGUGGCUAUGUACAUAAAUUCCAUUGUGUUUAUCGAAAAAUAACAUUGCACGUGAGGUGUUGAUAUCUAAUUUUCAGUUACACAGUGAACGUGUUAAGCGACAAGGUGUGGCGGCCAGGCAGUUAAAAAUACAUAGUAAGCGGUUAUUAGACUACCGAAUCCCUCUAGACCGAUGCGUCAAGGUUACAAACCAGCACAUCGAGAUCGGGAUACCUAUUAACCGCGUCAUUAGUUAUUAUUUCUAGAUAAAAAAUGCGCUUUAACACGUACUUAUCAUACUAGUUAUUUAUGUAAGAUAUCUGAAAUCUCAUUAGUUUUAUUUUAAAGCCAGGCCAACGGCUUAGCGUGCCUUUCUAAUCAAGGUACCAGUCCUAACCAAACUAGGGGCAGUCACAUAAAGUAAUAAUUGACUGUGCCCUCUCUGGGAAUCGAACCGAGGGCUUGAAGAUUGAGAGAGCUCUGAUUAUUAGACCACGAAAUUCAUCAAAUAAAUGUAGUACCUAUAAAUUCAUUGAAUAUUCAUCUCAUCAAAUGAAAUGGUUUGGGCAUAGAUUAAACAAAUUGAAUCUAUUGUAUGCAUAUUUAAUAUUGUUGGUAAUCUCUACCACUAGUGUUUUAUUAUAUUAAUUUAUUAUAAAUGUACUUAAUAUGCUUGCUAGUUAACAAAAUUUUAUACCUAUUUGUAUAUUAAGGUCGAUCAAUAAAUCAAUACACAGACGUGAUACCGGAAGCGUUUCGGCCGGAUUCUUUAAGUAUUUUCGAAAUUUAAACUGUCUAAAAUGUAAGGUAUUUUAUCGUUCCCAAAGUUGUCUGAGCUACGACUCAUCUAUUACAUUUAAGAACUCGGGACCCACCUCUAGGAAAAUUAAAUCUUCAAAUAAUACGGUCGCACGGUUAUCGGCCUUGACAGGGCCCAUUCGAUAUUCCCUCGCGGCCCACCAGUGGCUCACGACCUGUAGUUUGAGAAACCCUGCCCUACACCAAAUUCGGUUUAGGUAUUAAGUUAGGAAGCUCUAAAAAUUACCAAUUUCCGCCCCUGAACGCUCCCAGUAUCGUCUCAGUGUGUGAAGACUAAUUUAUUAUAUUUCGAAUAGGAAGUUAUAAAAUCUAGAAAGAAAUAAUAUUUAUAUGUAAGUAGCAAAUCAACAAAAUAUAUGAAUAAGAAUAAAAUAAUUUUAUUGCCAGUAACAAUUUACAUUUGCUAUAAGAACUAGGUAAUUAUGAAUAUUACUAAUACGGGCAAAAGGAAAUGGCUCAGCUUGUGCUGCGAUGGAGCCAUGCUAUGGCGUCAUCCAGCGCUGGUUUUCAGUCAUUUCCUCUUCCUGGGAUAUUGUGCGGAAGUAAUUGUCAACGAGGGCUAGAGGACAUUAAAUAGAAAUAUAUGAAUAGUGAUAGCCUUUAUCACAAUCAGUAUUAAAUCACCCCAGCCAAUCAGCCUGGAGUGUUGAUCAUUCAAAUAAAAAUUGCCCUUAUUAUCUAUUAGUAUUAAAAUUUUCAUAAGUCCCUCAAUCAGCGGGUUAAACUAUCAUUCUCCCGUCAGUCUGAGUAGACUGAUGAAAUCCAAUAUUUGUAGCCUGGCCCAUGACCGCUGGCGAAAGGUUGUGGUCAGAUGGUAUUUUUACCGACUUCAAAAAAGGAGGAGGUUCUCAAUUCGACCGUAUAUUUUUUUUUUUUUUUAUGUUUGUUCGGGCAUAUCUUCGUCGUAUAUGAACCGAUUUUGAUAAUUCUUUUUUUGUUUGAAAGGAGAUAUACCCAAGGGGGUCCCAUGUCAAGGAAGUCAGGAUCUGAUGAUGGAAGACCAGAGAAAUCGAGGGGAAUUUUCAAAAAUCGUAGGAGCGACUAGUGCGUUUGUAAAGCCAUAUUGAUCGGAUCGAUCUUUAGGCUUCGGGAAAACUUCCCGGCCUUCGAAAACUGGUCAGCAUCAGGGAGAUACCCUAUGGCCUGGCAAAACUAUACAACCUGGAGCAAUUUUUCUUUCACGAAACGUAUUUAAAUCUUGAUCAAAUCCAAUCGCCGGUGCAAAAAAACAAAAUGGCGGAAAAAAAAGAUGGCCGCCAUACAAAAUUUUGUCGAUUUUGGAAGAAGCCCGUUUGGGUAAAAAUAAUGUAUGGGGCGCUUACUCAAAACGUCAUGUAGAGUACGGAAAUACUUUCUGAUCACCAAAAACUGCUCCGCAUCAGAGAGAUACUCUACGGCCUGGCAAAACUAUCGCACGUGAACCAAUAUUUCUUUGAGAGCACUUAUUUAAAUCUUGGUCAAAUUCCAUAGCGCGUAAAAAAAAACAAAAUGGCGGAAAAACAAGAUGGCCGCCAUACACAAUUUUGUUUUUUCAGAAAAUGUCUCGGGAUAUAAAAUAUAUAUCGGGGUUGUGGUCGGAUCGUCAUGUUAAGUAUGGAAAUACUUCCCGAUUUUCGAAAACUGCUCCGCAUCAGGGUGACACCCUACGGCCUGGCGAAACUAUCACACCUGAACCAAUUUUUCUUUCACGAAACCUAUUUAAAUAUUGGUCGAAUUUAAUGGCCGGUGAAAAAAAUACAAAAUGGCGAAAAAACAAGAUGGCCGCCAUACAAAAUUUUGUUUUUCCAGAAAAUGUCUUGGGGGUAAAAAUUAUGUAUAGGCGUGUGAUCGGAACGUCAUCUUUGAAAACUGCUCCCAAUCAGGGAGACAUCCUACGGCCUGGCAAACCUAUUGCACCUGGAUUUUGUUUGUUUCCACGACACCCAUUUAAAUCUUGGUCAAAUUCUGUCGCCGGUGAAAAAGAACAAAGUGGCGGAAAAACAAGAUGGCCGCCAUACGAAGAGGGACAGUUUCGAAUAAACAGGACACGCGAGCUGCUUUAGCAGCGAGCGAACCACGCGAAAUCUACUGUAUCUAUAUGUAUGCGUGAGUGUGUAUGAUAGCAGCUUCCACUGACAACCACAUGUGUGUAUGUACACAUACACAUGUGUGUGUGCGCGCGUGUGUGUGUGUGUGUGUGUGUGUGUGUGUGUGUGUGUGCGUGUGUCUGUGUGUGUGCGUGUGUACGUGCGCGUGUGCUCGUGUGCGUUAGCGCGUGUGUGAGUGUGUGUGUGUAAACAUGUUCAUCAAUAAUAAUUGUGAUCACUACUAAUAAUAUAUUAUAUUAUUAUAUAUGAAUAUAAAUCAGAAAAUCUGUCUGUCUGCAUCCUUGCUCGGUCUAACCAUCACUUAAAAUCGUAAAAUAAAAUAAAAUUUUUAACAAAAAAAAACCGACUUCAAACGCAAAACUAAAAAGCAAUAAAUAAAUUUACUUCGCACAAAGUAAUUAGUACGUAUUUUCAAUUAGUUAAUUAUUUUAUAAUUCUGAAGUCGGUGCCAAGUAAAUGCUACAACAACCCUACUACAAUAUCAAAUUACUAUGUACACACAAUAUUGUUUAAUACCUAUAUCAAAGCAAUUACAAAACAAUGUCAAACAAAAAAUUACAAAACAAUCAGUAUUGAAAAAUAUAUGAAUCGGUACUUCGUUGUAGCAUUUCCUUGGCACCGGCUUCAGAAUUAUAAAAUAAUUAACUAAUUGAAAAUACGUACUAAUUACUUUGUGCGAAGUAAAUUUAUUUAUUGCUUUUUAGUUUUGCGUUUGAAGUCGGUUUUUUUUUGUUAAAAAUUUUAUUUUGCGUUUUGUGUUAGUAGAUUUAGAGUUUAGUGCAAUAUUAUAUGACAACUAGUGUAAUAAAUUUUGUAGGUAAAUUCAAGGUUAAAAACCUUAUCUUUAUUGAAAUAAGAGUUCAAAACACUUGUCUUUUUGUGCUGUAAUAGCUUAAUUUUGUUUUUUUAAUAAAUUUAUGUAUCUAUAGGUAAAAAAUAGUCAUCAUUCAUACUUAGUAAACUAUUUUGCACCGACCAAUAUGUGAUUAAUGUUAGAUAAGAAAAAAAGCAAGUCCGUUAUUUUAAUUUUUUUCGGAGUGCUUGUAUGAUCUAACAAAAAAAAUUGUGUGAGGAUAGUUACCAGCACUUUCGCAAUGACAAGCUCUCUCCUCGCCAGUCAUCCCGUGACCACGGUCGUGUCAACGCGGCUCAAACGUUGCAACGUUUAAAAAAAAACAACGUUUAAAAUAAAUAAAUAAUUAAUUAGUUAAAAUAAAUAAAUAAAAUAAUUAGUAAUUAUUUUUACCUUAUUUAUCAUUUACAAUCGACCCGUUUAAAAUAGUUUACUGGGUAAAAAUUGUGAUUCCCAUUGCAAAUCUACAUUUCCACCGUGGAUAUUAUGGUGCCAUGUCAGCCCAGUAGGUAUGUAUUUUGCCGCCCAGACAGCAUUCUCACCGUAAAUCACGCCGGUCAUCUUCUUGGUCUCUACUUGGUCUGUGCCGUAAACAUAUUAUUUUAUACCAGCUAGUAAUGUUUUUUUUUGUCUUUUUACACCGCACAGGUAGGGCAAGUGUUUUAAACUCACCGCAUUACAAUAUAGCUUUAAUGUAAAGGACCAUGCGUCAAUUUGGAUCAUAAAUCUUCGAAAAGACUUGUGAUCGAACUACCCACGGUCCUUUAAUAUGUACCUAUACUUGAGAAUAAUUUAUUUUCUGUAAUUGACUGAUUAAAAUAAUUCACCGUUCUAAACGGUCAACAUAAAUAUUGUUUGUUUCAGUAA